Eupeodes corollae is the source of this 1788-nucleotide messenger RNA. Its product is annotated as putative nuclease HARBI1. The record is from RefSeq and is a predicted model, not a curated record. The coding region runs from base 664 to 1740 and encodes 358 amino acids. The transcript has 4 exons. NCBI's taxonomy places the organism in Eukaryota, Metazoa, Arthropoda, Insecta, Diptera, Syrphidae.
CCCCUAUUGUGAGUUUCACCCGGAAAAUAUUUCACCCGAAAAAUUAUUGUUCCCCCGGAAUUUUUAAAGCUAUUGUGAGUUCCACCCGAAUGAAUUUUCACUUCGAAUUAGAGGUGACAUUUCGAAAAAAAGAAGCGUUCAUUGAAAAGGCAAAUACAAGCUGAACGAAAUAUCUGAACAAAUCCCAGAAAAAAGUACAAUAGGACGGUGUUCUAGUUUUGCAAAUAAAUUAUUAUUUUCAACCCCUUUUGGAAUGAAAAUGACAAUUUGUUGAGUUAAAAACUUUAUUAAAUAUUUUUUGUAUGUUAGAAGUAAUUUUUCAAGAAAAAAAAAACAAACGACGGUAUCCAUAACCAAAACAAAAAAAACCGGAACAAUUAAGAACUACAUCACUUCGAACACGGCUAAACAGAUUUUUGACAGAUGAGUGAAGUGUGAAUUAAAAUUUUUAAAAAAGUAAACAAUAUCCGUGCAUUCCGUGAUUCCGUCUUUAACUCAUAAAAAUAAAUAUACUUGAAAAUAAGUAAAUAAAACGAAUAAAAAUUGUUUUUUGUGAUUCUGCCGUAGCCUUUAUUUGCUCUCAUCAAAAGGUAUGAACUUGAACAGUAUGAUAUUUUAUUACACAAAUUGUUUAGAAUUGUUUUUAUAUUUUACUUUAGCAACAUGUAUAGCAUAGCCCUGAGGGAAAUGAUUAAUGAUGAGGAAGAAAAACAAAAACAAAAAUCAAUCAGAAGACAACUCAGAGAUUCUUCAAACCCUUUGGAGUUGCGUGAGCCAUUAUUUCAUCAACACUAUCGAUUAAAUAAAGAAGCCUUCAAAUAUUUGUUGGAUGUUCUUUCCAGUUCCUUGCCCCCAGUAAAACAAAAAUUUGGUGUGCCCCCAAUUAUAAAACUUGCAGCCACCUUACGUUUCCUUGCGGAGGGCGGGUACCAAAAGGGAGUUGGGAAGGACCAUGAAGUUGGGUUGGCACAACCAUCUGUAAGCCUUAUUAUGGCUGAAGUGUUGAACGUGUUGGAGGAGAGGCUUUGUCCAGAAUGGAUAAAGUGGCCAACACAAAACGAAUGUAGAAGAAUCAGCCAAGAUUUCUUCAUGAAAUUCAAUAUGCCAAGCAUAAUAGGAUGUGUAGAUGGAACACAUGUCAACAUUAUAUCGCCAUCACACAACAAACACCUUUUUUAUAACAGGAAAGGCAAAUUCAGUUUGAAUGUUUUACUCAUUUGUGAUAAUGAGUUGCGAAUACGCUACGUUGAUGCAACACAUGCUGGAGCAUGUCACGAUUCUUUUGUUUGGAACGUGAGCAUGAUAAAAUCCAAACUGCAGGAAGAUUAUUUGCGGAAUGGUAGCAAUGGUUGGUUGUUAGGAGAUGCCGGAUACCCCUUACAGCCUUGGCUACUUACGCCUUAUAGAACACCUCAAGUAGGCUCUGUUGAGGCAAAAUUUAAUGAUGUUCAUUCAAGAUGCAGAAAUAUAAUCGAAAGAACUAAUGGCGUCUUAAAAAACAGGUGGAGAUGUCUGCUGAGUGCUCGAGAAUUGCACUAUUCCCCAUCGAAAGCAGUGAAAAUUAUAAAUGUAUGUGCAGCACUGCACAACAUUUGCAUUCACUACAAAAGUGACAUCGAGCACGAGGACAUAACAGAAACCUCCAGUGAAGUGAUGGAGAAUCAAUCAAGUAUUCAUCCCGAUGAAAAUUUUCUACCUGCAAGUCAGCGUAUUCGAAAUGAAAUUGCAAAUUCCUUAUAAUUAAUUUAAAUGAGGAGAAAAAAUAAUUAAAAAAGAUUUAAACGUAAA